Messenger RNA from Colossoma macropomum (tambaqui), 995 nucleotides. Its product is annotated as histone H2A-like. The transcript has a single exon. Lineage: Eukaryota; Metazoa; Chordata; Actinopteri; Characiformes; Serrasalmidae. Gene Ontology annotation, molecular function: protein heterodimerization activity; structural constituent of chromatin; DNA binding. The record is from RefSeq and is a predicted model, not a curated record. Gene Ontology annotation, cellular component: nucleosome. The coding region runs from base 114 to 500 and encodes 128 amino acids.
AUACCAUCGCAUUUUAGCCAAUAGAAACAUGGCAGCUUUGCCUAUAUGGAGGGCGUUCGGAAACGAAUGCUUUUUAUUUCAGUUUAGCUCCACAAACUAAACGUAAGUGCAAGAUGAGUGGAAGGGGGAAAACCGGAGGUAAAGCUAGGGCGAAGGCCAAGACUCGCUCUUCCCGCGCCGGGCUGCAGUUCCCUGUGGGCCGUGUUCACAGGCUUCUGCGCAAAGGCAACUAUGCCGAGCGCGUCGGCGCCGGCGCUCCAGUCUACUUGGCUGCCGUCCUGGAGUAUCUGACCGCUGAGAUCCUUGAGUUGGCGGGCAAUGCCGCUCGCGACAACAAGAAGACUCGUAUCAUCCCUCGUCACCUGCAGUUGGCCGUUCGUAACGACGAGGAGCUCAACAAACUGCUCGGUGGAGUGACCAUCGCUCAGGGUGGCGUGCUGCCCAACAUUCAGGCUGUACUGCUGCCCAAGAAAACAGAGAAGGCGGCCAAGACCAAAUAAAUUGGGUUCUUCUGUCAAAUUUAAAAAAAAAACAAAGGCUCUUUUAAGAGCCACCCACCAUAGCAACAAAAGUGCAGUUUUUUUCCUUAUGCUAAAAAGUAGAAAAAAACGACUUUCUAUUGAUCGUUAGUUCAAUUCAUUCUAUCGUGUGUAGGAUAGAAUGAAAUAAAAGCAUCACAGCUUCACCACGUCCCACGAUUGCGUACUGAAUACCGUUCACCUUCCCGCGCAUUCUUAUCUACUGUUAUGUACAUUACAUACGUUCCUGUCAGGUUUAUUACUAUAACAAGUUUAGGUUAUUUUCAUUCCGUACACACACACGUGCAAGUUAUACGAUUAUGAACUCACGCAUGAAAUAUAUCACAUUUUUGGCACAGUGCAAGCUUUAGAAGUGUGACUUAAAAGCUCUUAUUUUGCUCGAAUACAAGGCGAAUAAACCCACAUGAACGACUUUAUAACUACGCGAAAGAAGGUCAAAUAACAGGCGUGUAAUAA